Messenger RNA from Pseudomyrmex gracilis, 594 nucleotides. RefSeq lists its product as uncharacterized. The record is from RefSeq and is a predicted model, not a curated record. The transcript is spliced from 4 exons. NCBI's taxonomy places the organism in Eukaryota, Metazoa, Arthropoda, Insecta, Hymenoptera, Formicidae. The annotation marks the transcript as partial.
UACUGUGAUUGUGAGAAUACGUCUUCAAAAAAGAAUAAGACAGUUUUUAUUCUUUUUCACCAAGAAGUAAUAUUUGAUCUAAAGAUGGAAGUGAAAGAUAUUUUGAUAGAUUUGAGCUUAGGUGCUUAUGUUGACAUUUUUCAAAAAGUAGGUCCACGUAUAAUAUUUAUGUCUCAUCAUAAACAGAAUUUCAAAGAAACUAACAUGAAAGAAAGUCAAAUGCAAGCAGAUUCUUCUGAAAAAACUAAUAUAGAAAAUAAUAAAAAUAUGAAUAAUGAAAAUAUAUCAGAUCAUACGACAAUAGAAACAAGUCGGUGCUUAAAAACUAAUGACAUAAAAGAAAUAAAAAUAUUUAGACAAAAUGCUUUUGGUACUAGAGACAUGUUUAUAUUAGAUGCAAUGCCAACUAUUACUGAUUUAUUGCAACGAUCUAAAGUGGGCAAAAUAAUUUUACAAGCUUUAAAAACAAAUAAAGAACUCAGUGGAUCUAUGAGAAAUAAAUUAUGUAACAUAAUAAUCGGAUAUAUAGAAGAUAAUAAUAUUCUGAAGACAUUGCAGAAAGAAUUGUCAAGACAUUUCCUUCAGAAGCUAAAG